GUCCCGACAGGCUUUUGUCGGGACUCUGGACAUUAACUUCAAAAUCAGGACUGUCCCGGUUAAACCGGGACGUCUGGUCACCCUAUUCUAACAGCAAUAUGCGAGCCUUUUUCAAAAGUCGAUUGGAUGAGUUUCAAGGAGAAGAUGAUCUGCAGCAUCCUGCUGCUCAUCAUCCUGACCUCCUGUGUCUCUGGAACAUUUGUAGUGAAUGUGACCCAGACCUCCUAUCAGGCAGAGGAGAACCACCACAUCACACUGGAGUGGACCUUCACAACCAACCCUCACACUUCCUCCAACUCUCUUAAUAUCUUCUGUGAACUGUUAAUUGAUCUCAGGAAUCCAGUCCUGUUUCAUCUCCAUGAAGGAGUUGAGGUCCCAGAGUCUCAGGAUGAACAGUUUGCAGGACGAGUCCAGUGGGACAAAGACGUCCUCAGAGAAGGACGACUCAGACUUCAUGUGUCCAGACUCAGGACUGAAGACUCAGGACUGUACCUGUGUGAUGUGCUCACAAGUUAUGGGAGUAACUCUGGUAGAUGUCGGCUCAAUGUCACUGCGAGGGAUCGGCCUGAACCUGAGACACCAAACACAACAAGUCCACCAAACACAACAAGUCCACCACAACCAGAGAGUCGGGGAUGGAUCGGUCUCUACUGUGGACUGACAGCAGCAGUUCUGCUGGUUGGUUGUUUCUAUUCAUUCAAAACGUUCUGCAGAGAGAACCAGAUUCCCAUCCGGUGAAUAUAAGUUACAGAUCAGCAGAUGAUGGUUUAGAGUUUAAUCAUUAACAACUGAGGCAAAACUGUUACAAUGAACUGUUUAUAUCACAGACACAAAGAAAAUACUAGUUUCUCAUUGGCAGCUAAUAUAACAGCAGGUAACCAUAGCAACGUUGAUGUUUCCCACACAUGAAAAUCAGCUAAAUGAACACAAACAACCUGUAAAAGGUGAUGACUGAAACACAUUCAUGAUAUAAAAGUCUAAUUACAGAACUGAUAUACAAAAAUAAUUAUGGAGGAAAACAAUGCCUCGUCACACUGUUAGGGGAGACCGGAGCAAUCAUAACAUAUUUUACAUUUUCCUUCAUAACUCACAGACAACUUGAAAUACUCUCGUCAUCUUUUGAUACAAGAAACAUAUAUAUGUGCUCUAAUUAAUGAUGCAAUUAAUACAUUUAGAGAAACAAGGACAAGACUAUAAUACAUUGAAUGCAAAAAGUCAGUGUUACAAUAGCCCCCAAUCUUAAUGUUACUUAAGAUGUUUUUGUAUUUGGUUCAAAUUCGUUUUUUCUUAUGCAACAGUUACUUCAUAUGCAUGUAUUUUGU
Messenger RNA from Perca fluviatilis (European perch), 1322 nucleotides. RefSeq lists its product as uncharacterized. The transcript has 4 exons. Gene Ontology annotation, biological process: immune response; cell surface receptor signaling pathway; positive regulation of T cell proliferation. Gene Ontology annotation, cellular component: external side of plasma membrane. The record is from RefSeq and is a predicted model, not a curated record. The coding region runs from base 127 to 738 and encodes 203 amino acids. NCBI's taxonomy places the organism in Eukaryota, Metazoa, Chordata, Actinopteri, Perciformes, Percidae.